Molecule: messenger RNA, 1392 nt
Organism: Myzus persicae (green peach aphid)
Lineage: Eukaryota; Metazoa; Arthropoda; Insecta; Hemiptera; Aphididae
Product: RNA-binding protein squid-like
Exons: 11
Coding region: 270-1286 (338 amino acids)
Biological process (GO): regulation of gene expression
Cellular component (GO): nucleoplasm
Molecular function (GO): RNA binding
Source: RefSeq, a predicted model, not a curated record
GUUCACCGCCCGGCCGGCCAACCGGUCCGCGUACGAACACAAUAUGCUUUUUUUGAAUUGUUUGCUUACAGAAUGACCUACGUAUGUCUGAAGAUAUAGUUUGAAUUUACUCGAGACAGCAAUCAAUUGCCGCCAAAUAUAUUUAGCAAAGAGGUUACAAAUUACAAUUUGGUUUAAUGUGGUAGCUACGUGUUGCUGACGAUCCGGUUGUGGUUCAUAGUUGUUUACCGCUACUGCUGAGGAUAUUCCAGGUUACACUAUCUCGACUCAUGCCCAUACAUUCUAAGCAGUUUUCUCGGUCAACUAUUCAGUUAUCAUCCUUCAUUCCCUUAACUCCGUUGUUGUUCUUAUUUUUAGAGGAGUGUAGCGUAUUACACGAAUCAGGAAUGGCUGAUAAAAAGCAACGGAACAGUUCACAACAGUUGACAGACGCCGCCGAUGCGCAGAAGCACCCGAAAGUCACCGAAAACAUUUCUACGACGGACAAUUCUGGACAAAUUCAAUACAUCCGGGACGAUGUUAGAAAAAUAUUCAUCGGAGGGCUCAAUAAAAAAACCACUGAGAAAGAUUUAAAUGAACACUUUAGUCAGUUUGGGGAAAUCGAAUUUACAAAUGUCAAAGUAGAUACUGCCACUGGUGAAAGCAGAGGUUUCGCUUUCAUUGUGUUCAAGACGAUGAAAGGCCAAGACAAUGCUUUGGAGUGUACUAACCAUGUAAUCAAUGAGAAGAAAGUUGACGUUAAAAAGGCUGUACCACGACAAAUUAAGUUAUUUGUUGGAGGAUUAUCUACUGACUUAACUGAUGAUGACAUCAAAGAUUACUUCAAACGCUAUGCACCGCUGGUGGCCACCGAGAUGCCAUAUGAUAAAGUUAAAAACCAACGAAAACGUUAUUGCUUUCUUACAUAUGAUAGCAUUCAGGCAAUAUCUGAAAUAUUAAAAUUGCCUAUACAUGUGAUUAAUGGAAACCAAGUUUAUGUAAGAAAAGCAGCACCACUCAAAGAUUAUGGAAUUAUGUUUCAUCCUUUAAGAUCUAUGAGAGGAAAGAGAGGGAAUUUCAGGGGCCAAAGAGGUAGAGGAGGUUUUCCACCUCAGUAUGGACACGCUCUCAGUGCUCCUGGUAACUACUAUAGAGGAAAUUAUUAUCAAAAUCAAUACAAUGCCUAUAGUCCUGACUACAGCUAUACUUAUGGUUAUCCAGGUGCUGGUGCUCAAGCCGGUUACCAGUAUUAUGCCAGUGAACAAUAUGUACAGCAUGGUGGUCGUGGAAAUCGAAACAUGGAGUAAAAGAUUUGCUCAAUCAUCAAGACGUCAGCUAAAGCACCUAUCUCUGAGUCGUUUACAGUUUACAAUCAUCAUAUGCCAUACUUUUUUGAUGUACACUAACGUAUGA